Molecule: messenger RNA, 1809 nt
Organism: Prunus armeniaca (apricot)
Lineage: Eukaryota; Viridiplantae; Streptophyta; Magnoliopsida; Rosales; Rosaceae
Source: the annotation of a GenBank genome assembly
AUGCAUUUACACACGUUGGGCAUCCUAGGUCAAGAAGGAAUCGCAAGCCUAUUCCUACUAGGAACCCAACUCCAAGAACAGUCAAAGGCUCACUCCAAUUGGGAACCCAAUCUGCAAAAGGAGUCCAAAUCCAAGAAGGAAGCCCAGUUACAGUUGGACAGCCCAACAGAUAAUUCACAUCUCCUACAUGCCACCGCGCGCCAUGCAGAAGCUGGGGGGCAUUUGUGGCAUCGGAGGGCCUUUGGCCAACACCCCCCGGGUGUGGUCCUUUUACUCCGAUCUGUUUUGCAGAGAGAAAGAGAAGCGGAGAAGACGAAGGAAUCUUUGACGAAUAUUCUCGUGGGGAAAAUCAUUCCCUCCAUUGAUUACAAGGUUGAUCUGAAUGAGAUUUUGCAGGGUUGGGUGAUUGUUGGGUUCUCUGCUGCAACAGGUUCUUAUACUGCUCUGCACAAGAUCAACUCAUGGAGUUUCAAUUCGACAUCGCUGAUUGAUGAGAAUGCAAAUGACAACACACCAGUAGCUCCUGAGCCAACCCCCAUUGUUGAACCCAAGUCAUCAGGAAGUGCUAAUAUCAGACUCUUGAUUGGGUUGGGUAGCGGUGGUUUUCUAAUCUUGGUUGGUGGCUUGUGUUUCGCUUGGUUCACCUUUUGGAAGAGAAGGAGAGUAGCAGAGGAACGUGAUGAGAACCCUUUUGUUAAUAAACUGAUUCAUGAGGAACUUGAAAAGGGGACCGGCCCUAGGAAGUUUUCAUACCAUGAGUUGUUUCGAGCAACGAGUAAUUUUGAGGAGGGAGAGAAGCUGGGAGAGGGAGGAUUUGGUGGCGUUUAUAGAGGCUUCAUAAAAGAGUUAAACUCAUAUGUUGCGGUUAAGAGGAUAUCCAGCGGAUCUAAGCAAGGUUUGAAGGAGUAUGCAUCAGAAGUGAGGAUCAUUAGUAGACUUAGGCAUCGAAAUCUGGUGCAACUCAUUGGUUGGUGCCAUGAAAAACAAGAACUCAUGCUUGUCUAUGAUUUCAUGCCCAACGGCAGUUUAGAUUCUCAUCUUUUCAAAGAAAAAGGCUUGUUAACUUGGCAGAUAAGAUACAGUAUUGCUCAAGGUUUGGCCUCUGGGUUAUUUUAUCUACAUGAAGAAUGGGAACAGUGUGUGCUGCACAGGGAUAUCAAGUCCAGCAACGUUAUGUUGGAUUCAAAUUUCAAUGCAAAACUUGGGGAUUUCGGGUUAGCUCGACUUGUGGACCACGGAAAACAGUCACAAACAACAAUUGUGGCUGGAACCAGGGGUUACAUGGCUCUGGAAUACGUUACCACAGGAAAGGCUAGCAAGGAAUCCGAUAUCUACAGCUUUGGAGUUGUUGCUUUGGAAAUUGCUUGCGGGAGGAAACCCAUCGAUCUCAGUUUAGAAAGUGGCCAAAUCGAAAUGGUGGAGUGGGUGUGGGAGCUUUAUGGAGAAGGCACACUUAUUCAAGCAGCCGAUCCGAAACUUUGUGGACAUUUUGAUGAGAAACAAAUGGAGUGCUUGAUGAUUGUUGGGUUGUGGUGUGCUCAUCCGGAUUAUAAAUUCAGACCUUCAAUACAACAAGCAAUCCAAGUGCUUAAGUUCGAAGUUCCAUUGCCCAUUCUCCCAUCCAAGAUGCCGGUGGCCACCUAUUUUGCUCCUCCAACAUCACUCUCUACGGUGACCACUGACACUACUAGUUCUGAAAGAGGUCAAACUGAGUCUCACGACACGGUUAUAACACCGAUUCCUCACAAUUCACCUCAUCUUCUACAACAAAAUUCGUCUCCAUCAACAACAUUUCAAUCUCCACAAUAA